Messenger RNA from Magallana angulata, 1143 nucleotides. RefSeq names its product 28S ribosomal protein S22, mitochondrial-like. NCBI's taxonomy places the organism in Eukaryota, Metazoa, Mollusca, Bivalvia, Ostreida, Ostreidae. The transcript has 8 exons. The record is from RefSeq and is a predicted model, not a curated record. The coding region runs from base 16 to 1128 and encodes 370 amino acids. Gene Ontology annotation, molecular function: structural constituent of ribosome. Gene Ontology annotation, cellular component: mitochondrial small ribosomal subunit.
GACAUUGAACUCGAAAUGUCGUGCAACCUGUCGAAAGCUGCAUUUUUGCAAACUUUUCGCAAGCUGUCAUGUGUUCAUUCACAACUUUUAUUGUUGAGAGGUGUACAUGUAUCCCAGUUCAAACCACCAGUGGUUCCCACUGACAUUGAUCCUUUUCCUUUAUUUAUGGAAGAAGGGGUUCAAACUAUACUCAAUGACAUUACUGGGAUAGAUUUGAAGAAGACUGCUCUGCUACAACCUAAGAAGUUGCCCCUUAAACCUGUGCUGAGGGCUGUCCCAGAUAAGGAAUUGAAAAGGUUACAAGCAGACUCUUUCAAAAAAGAAAGAUCAAAGAUAGAACAACGGCCACCAUUCAUGAGGGCAAGAAAAGAAAUCAGCCGUGAGUUAGCCAGGAACCCUGAGAUAGCCCCUGUCAUGACGAACAAUCUACUGUUUAUCGACACUUCAGCUUUCACUCGCUCAGAAAGAGCCAACAAGGACAAGGUCGUGGUGGUCAGGGACACAGAGGGGACACUAAGGACCGCCACCCAGGAGGAAAGAGACCGAGCCAUACAGAUAGCCUUCCCUGUCAGGGGCAGGACCAUAUUCCCAUCCAGCUUCUUCAAACCUGAGAACCUUCAUAAUGCUCUCCAAAGAUGUCGGCACAGCUAUGUCCUGGAUAAAGUAUGUGUCCAGUAUGAUCCUGAUCACCCAGAAUUCCUCAGGAUCACUAAAGAGAUCUACGACUAUAUCUUGGAGAGGAGGGAGUUUGAUGCUUUGCGUGGCACGCGUCAUUUUGGAUCCAUGGCAUUCUACUUAUCCUUAUGUCACAGAGAGUAUGAAUUGGUCUUGGACAUGCUAGAGAGAAAACUCAUCGUUGAUGUUAUGGAUUACAUAAGACUUCACAGAAAAAUACACAGUCAAGAAGGGUCAAAAGGAUCGCUGUCUAGACCUCUUGGCUAUGAUAAAAAGAACUUUGAGAAAUUAAUGGGAUUAUACAUGAAGAGGAUAACUGGAAAUAGGAAAAAACAGGCUGAGAAGAUGGUGGAGUCAUUACUUGAAGCUGGUUUGCCAGAAAUCAUCAAGGAAAACUUGUCACAAAGAGAACUUAUUGACAGCUAUUUGAAAUUGGAAACAAAUGUUUAUUAAAUUGUUGUAAUAAUC